Molecule: messenger RNA, 1012 nt
Organism: Morus notabilis
Lineage: Eukaryota; Viridiplantae; Streptophyta; Magnoliopsida; Rosales; Moraceae
Product: 14 kDa zinc-binding protein
Exons: 6
Coding region: 108-653 (181 amino acids)
Biological process (GO): sulfur compound metabolic process; purine ribonucleotide metabolic process
Cellular component (GO): cytoplasm
Molecular function (GO): adenylylsulfatase activity
Source: RefSeq, a predicted model, not a curated record
UUUUGGGUUUUUUUUUUCCUUGUCGUUUCGUGGUGCUAAAAAGCUGAGUUGGGGACUGAGGAGGGUGUUAUACCAUUGUCCAUUGCUUUCGUGAAAAACACUAUCUCAUGGCUGCCAUCCCCUCUUACUCUCUACUCAGGAAUUGCGCGACCACCACAGCAAGAGCUUUUGCGUUAAAAGCUUCUAAUCACAACAACUUCACAAAGAUCCUUCUUCCUCUUCAACCACGCAGAUUCUCGUGUCGUACUAAUGCUACAAAUAAUGAAGAGGCUGCUGCCAAGGCAGCUGCAGUGGAUGCCGAUACUGGAGCUCCCACCAUAUUUGACAAGAUCAUAGCUAAGGAAAUCCCAGCGAGCAUUGUAUAUGAGGAUGAAAAGGUCCUGGCAUUCCGGGAUAUCACCCCACAGGCUCCUGUUCAUGUUUUAGUCAUUCCUAAGUUGAGGGAUGGACUAACGCAGCUUGGAAAGGCUGAACCAGGGCACGUGGAAAUACUUGGUCAACUUCUCCAUGCUGCAAAGUUAGUUGCAGAGAAGGAAGGUAUUCUUGACGGGUUUCGUGUUGUCAUUAAUAGUGGUCCAAGUGCCUGUCAAUCUGUUUAUCAUCUCCAUUUGCAUGUCCUUGGAGGAAGGCAGAUGAAAUGGCCACCUGGUUGAAAAAGUAUCUGAAGCUCAUUUGAAUCAAGACUUAUUCAUUUGCUUUCCUUUGAAAAGCUUUUCCCCAGAACCUCGAGAAAAUCUGGACCUAAAGCUUGGUAAUAUGAAUGGACUUUUCUUCUUUGCUAAUGAUUUUCGAUUGCUUGUGUCGUUUACAUGGCUUGGAUGGGACUGAAAUGGGGAUAAUGGACCCAGAGGGGUUCUCUUACUCCUAGAUGGUGUAGGGUUGAUUUCCUCAAGGCCACCUACCUAGCGAAUAAUCAUGAAUUUCUUUCCUCCCAAAGAUUGUUGGGUUUGGCGGAGCUCCGGUUUGAACCCGACUCCAAUAAUAGUUUCUAAGGAAUUCUAAAAUUUGAAAA